UUUAUAGACAAGAGGUCACCAGUAGUCAACUCUCUUUUCUUUCCCUCCCUCUGGCUGCUUCAGUUAUCUAUAGCCCAUCCUGUUGUUUGCAGACUUAAUGUAGCUCAGUCCUUAUGUUUGCUUUUGUCUUCAUAUGUAGUGGUUGAUUUGUUGAGAAAGACUGCUUUUUGUAUUGAAGUGUCUCUUUGAGUUCAGAGGAGGUGGGGGUCGUCCAUGUUUAGUCUCUGGGAGACGUAAAAUAGAGGAAAGACGAAGCAAGGCCAACGCUGGACCGUCCCUUGGAUUCUUCAAGCGCCACAUCAGAGAGAUAGGAGUUAUUCAGAGACCCAUAAAGAGGAAACAGUAACAGAGAGAAACAGAAGGAAGAGGAUCGGUGCCUUCGGAGAAAUGAACCAGCUUUCAGGGUAAUGAGCAAUGUGUGAACUUGUUAACCAGGCUCAUUCUCUUUGACCUUAAUUUAAACUGAGGAUUAGCCAUCUCAUCAGAGUUCUUGGUGAAAAGCCAAGGCUUGUUUUGCCUCGGGCAAACUCAAAAGAAGGAUUGGGAAGGAAAGUAGCUGCUCAUUCCCUUGGAGAAAGCCUCAUAUUUCCUUUGGCAAGGAACUUGAAGCGAUUAAAGAGCUAAUUUAUUUGGACUGACUUCAAGAAAAGAAAAACACACCGCAUUUACAUUUAUUACCGUAAUGGAUUUGGAUCACUUCUAUAGCUCGACCCAGGAGCAUGCUGUUUUUCUACCUGGAUUCAGCUUAUCAAAGGAUCCAAGAACUUAUUGACAAUCUCCAUCUUCUCAGGCAAUGGAGCUUCGCAAGAGAGUUAAGCUGAACAAGCUAGAACAUAAUUUGAACCUUUCACCAGAUGCACCAGCUGAGGGGAGAUGCAGCUAUAACUUGAUGUGGGGGACGGCAAGAUGUGAUGGCACACAGGAGGGGGUUAGGGGAAGAGUUUCUGUGUUUGGUGGAUCAGGUGCUUGUUCCGGGUCAGGCAUUCUUCCCUGGUGGCCUUGGCGACAGUGUGUUUCCAUGGCAGCAGGGCUGUUACUGGCCGGUCUGCUGGCACUGACUCAGGCCUGGUGCGUUAACGCCAUACACGAGAAUCUGCUGUGGUUCUCUCAGCUCAUGGAAGUGGAGCGGGAGAUUUCCUUUCGGACAGAGUGUGGACUGUACUACUCAUACUACAAGCAAAUGUUGCAGGCGCCGUCCAUACACGAAGGGCUCUCUGAUUUGAUCCAUGACAACUUGACGGAAUCCAAGAGGACCAUUAAUCUCCUGCAGCGAAUGAAUAUCUACCAAGAGGUCUUUCUGAGUGUCCUCUACAGAUUGUUGCCCAUACAGUCGUAUCUGGAGCCAGUGUAUUUCUACAUAUACACUGUGUUUUCGCUCCAAGCGGUGUAUGUGAUCGCUCUGUACCUCACAGCAUGGCUCCUGUCUGGUUCUUGGCUGGCUGGAACGCUCACGGGGGUCUGGUACAUUCUCAACAGGGUGGACACCACUCGCGUGGAGUUCACCAUCUCCCUCAGAGAGAACUGGUCUUUGCCCUUCCUAGCACUGCAGGUCACUGCUAUCACCUGUUACCUCAGGCCUCAGCUCACCGCCUUACAGCAGAAGGUGAUGGUGUGGUUAAUGUAUGUGACGACGUUCUGCUUCUGUCUGACGUGGCAGUUCAACCAGUUCAUCCUACUAGUUCAGGCUCUUAUCAUAUACACCCUGGACUGUGUUGACUUCUUAACAACUACACAGGUGACCACGCUGUACCUUGUUCAAGUGAGCGGUCUGCUGAGUGUGUGGCUGCUCCAGUUCUGUAACUCCAUGAUACUGGGAUCACUGGUCCUGAGCUUCAUCGUAUCCGCACUCUUCAUCAGACACUGCCAGCCUGGUCUGAAGACAGGAAGCCUGCUGGUGCGUCUGGGCAAACUGCUUCUCCACAGUGCCAUGGUCCUCUUCCUCACCUUCACCAUCAACUACUUAGCCAAGAAAGCACUUCAGCUCAGAUCAGAUGAGCACAUCUUUAAAUUCAUCAAGUCAAAGUUUGCCUUGGGGCCAACAAGGGAUUUCGAUGCCAGUCUGUAUCUGUGUGAGGAGGCCUUCGGCUUGCUGCCCCUUGACACACUGGAGCGACUGGCUGGCACACUCCUGCUAUACCCCUACAUCCUCACACUGCUGCUGCUCAGUGGCAUGUUGGCAGUGGGCGCGCUGCAGAACUUGAGCAGGCCUAAAGGAGGUUCAGCUGAGGAGAGGAAAGGAGUCGGAGAGGGGCGCACGGUGGCUUUUCGUCCAGAUGUGGCCUAUAAUCUGUUGCAUACACUGUUCUACGGCCUCCUGGCUUUCAGCACUAUGAGGAUGAAGUAUAUAUGGACUGGCCAUAUGUGUGCGGUCGCAGCCUAUGGUGUGUGUGGGACAGAGUUAUGGACUCCACUUCUCACCGCUCUCCGCUGCAACAGUAAAGUUCUGUUAAGGCUCGUCAGAUAUGCAGUUCCACUGGUGAUGAUUGGUUGCCUGUAUUACAAGUUCUGGCCUAAGCUGAUGGAGGAGUUAUCAGAACUGAGGGAGUUUUAUGAUCCAGACACUGUGGAGCUCAUGACCUGGAUUAGCACAAAGACCCCUAAGCGGGCUGUAUUUGCAGGGAGCAUGCAGCUGUUGGCUGGCAUCAAGCUGUGCACAGGCAGAGUUCUCACCAACCACCCCCAUUACGAAGAUAAAGACCUGCGGGAGAGGACCAGACAGGUGUAUCAGGUGUACGCUCGUCGAUCUCCGGAGGACGUCCAUGACAUCCUGAGGACCGUCGGGGCAGACUAUGUGGUGCUGGAAAACAGCAUCUGUUAUGAGCGGAGGCACAGGCGAGGCUGCAGACUGCGGGACCUGCUCGACCUGGCCAACGGACAUAUCAUGGAUGGACCCGGAGAGAACGACCCGGACCUCGUCCCCGCCUCCCACCCUCGGUUCUGCGAGGCCAUCAAGACGGACACGGCGGCUUACACAGCUCUGUUCACCAGAACAUUCCAGAACAAAACCUUCCAUGUGUACCGGGUCAAGAAGAAACGCAAGAAAGGCGCCAAGAACUCGUCAGAGCCCGGUGCGACUCCGUAACAGGAGCAGGGCUGUAAGGAGAAGAAAAAAAAAAAAAAAAAAAAAAAACCCGGUUAGAGGCCAGAGGGGAGAGAGUCGGAGGAGAAGAAGAGAUAAAAGCACUGAAUCCUCACUGUUCCUCUGUCUUCUCUCUGCACUGAGCCCAGCUGUGAUCAUGCCCAUUAUUUUUUUAACACGUGGCUCUGUGUGUGGUGUUAGAGCAGUGGGCUGGUUCAAGCUCAGGGCUGGAUUGUUUUAGUUAGCGGAGUGUGGAAGCACCUAUAGGAGUCCUGCUUACCUGUUCACCCAGCUCUGCUCCCAGCUCGCACCAGUGCAGACGAAAACAGACACAGAAACAACCGUCAGACCACCAAGCAGGGUCUGAAACACCACGAGCAACUGCUAAUAACUUGGUUUGAUUUGAAGUAAUCGUCAUUUCUGCACAGAGCAUCGUGACACGAUCAAAAUAGUUCUCACUGCUACUUGUGAAUAAUUAAAAUAAUUGUUUUCAGUUUCAAGGCUUGGGGUUCAAUAGCAUUUAUCUAGAUCAGAGUCCUUUCACAAAUCUACUAUUUUAGUUUUGAUCACUUUUAAGACUGAGAAUGAAAUACUCUUUUCUGGAUAUGCACUAUAUUACAUAUUUCAUACUGAGCUCUUCUUUACCAAUUUAAGGUGGUGGAGAAAAUACAAGAUUUGCUCUGAGAUUUCCUUGAGCUUAACAAAUCAGUGGAUUUUCUAUAACUUGGAGCUGGAUCUUAGAUGGAGUUGGCUAUUGAAACUUAACCCUGUUUCACACUUUUUCUUUUCUGAAUAUAAUAGAAAGUGCAAGUUGCCACUGCAGUUCUGACUUAUUUCAGUUAUUAAAGGUAUAAAGAGUAGAGAUGAGUAGACAUUAGAGAUAAGAUAAUCUAUACAAAUUUGAUAAACAUACACACUACCAGUUUUAAAUGUGCUAUAUUUGCUUAAUGUUGAUUAAAACUAAAGGAAUUGGCUUUUCCUGAAUACCCCAAAGUUUAAAAAAACAAAAAAAAACCCACAAAAAACAAAAAAAGAGCUGUUGCGAACUGAGAAAUAUUCUAACCUAAGGCCCGGUCACACCAGAAAGUAGCACAGCCAAUUAAUAUGCGCAUCUUGGCUUUAGAAGCUUGGUGCUUUAGCGACUACUUUACAGGCUCGUUGGUGAACUGCUGACCUCUAAACACACUUUCCAGCUGUUUAAGCACUAGUCAGUUACAGCAGCCUGAGUCGAUGUCAUGGCAUUUUGUUCCUGAGAUUGUAGUGAAUUUGUUGAAGAAGAGGAAAAAAAAAAAAGCUCUCCAAGCUAACAAGCAUGCUAACUGCCCAUUUAGUUUGUUUCUAAUGGGACUAAAAGUUCACACAGUUUAUUCUAAAGACGUGUUCGUAGCCUUGAGUCUUGCUCAGAGUUUGUACUUCAGCAGAUGAUAUCAAGUGAUGCGAGUGAAUCCACAGAUUAUGGCGACUGCACUGAAACUAAUUGGGGACGCCCCCAAAAUUUCUGGUGUGUCUGGGCCUUUUACGAUGUCAUCCACAGCUCUUUUACGACUGCACGUUUGUAUUCAUUCAAAAGCAUCAAAGUUCACUCUUGACCUUUGAAAUAAUGGUGCGACAACACAAUCCCAACUCAAGGUCCACCCACUAGCUUUUUCAGAUCCGUCAACCAUAUCACACGCAGUGCAAGGAAUGAAACCGAUCCACCUCUGUGAGAGUAAACACCAUCCACCGAUGAAAACUGUGAUGUUAACUUGGGAUUGUGUUGUCAAACUCAGCUGUGGUAUCUGUUGGGGAAAAAGCACCACUGAAUAAGUUUGACCAUGAGCUUGUCUCUUGGACUGAGAUCAGUUGUUACUCUUUGGUGAGGCACAUUUUAUCAAUUACCCUUGAAAAUGUAAAAAAAAAAAAAAAAAUGAAAUAAUUUUGUUAGUUUCGAUUCUCGCUUGGGUGUAAACAGGUUCCACCGCUGCCUAAAUGUGUUUUUGCUGUAAAAACUGAGGUCAAAGCUGGUACCAAGUGAUAUUUGUGACAGUGUUGUUGUUGUUGUGAUUGCUGUCAUGUUUUUCUUUCUGUAGGCUCUGUGAUUCUCAUCAGCAGCAGCCUCAACCUUUUCACUCUCUGUUCUCCCUCUCUGUGUUUCUCUCACACACACACACACAAACACACAUGAAUAAUGUAAGUGGUGAGGAAAUUGCAGCAGGCUGACGACGACGCUGAUUCCCCGCCGCAAUCCAAAAUAGUUUGUGAGAGAGAGGGGCCAACACUUGCAUAUCAAACUGAGGCUUUGUGGUUAGAAAAGGAAGUGUGAGUGUGUGUGUGGUGGUGGUGGUGGUGGUGGUGGGGGGGCAGAAAAGGCUCAUGUUUAAACAGCAGCCGAGGAGAGAUGAGAGCGCAUCAAAACGUGGAUUCACAAUGAUCUGAACCUCUUCUUCAUUUUCUUUUUCCUCUUUCGAACCAAAGGGAAAGCAGAGCAGAGGCAGAGCAGAGGAGAGAGGAGGUGAUUGAAAGGCUGGGGCUGUGUCGAUAAUUAUUGAUUGGCCUGUCAGAGUUGCCCGCUACAAUGAGCCGUCAUGUGGGUAAGAUACAUAUACAGUACGUACACACACACACCCCCCCCCGAUCUCAGUCAGGGCUAUAUUUGUACACUUGUUAAUAAGAACCUCUGUCUUUGAUAAUCCACACUCUCGCAGAUGCACGAACACUCCUGCACACAGUUGUUGUUGUGGGGCUUUUGACAACGUGUUGUUCGUUAACCGUGCGGCCUCAUUGUAAUGCAUAUCAAUUGGAUCAGUGUGGCACGGCACAGCUUGUUCCCCCCCCACCCUCCUCUCCUGCCUUCAUAUUGGAUGUUUAAUUUAGGAGAUGUCUGAUUGCUUUAUUUGAGAGUGAAGUGAUUCCAUUAUGUUUGCCUAAUAAGAGUGUACUAAUGUAAUAUUUUUUGCAGCAUUGUUAAUUUCCAUACAUAUUGGGAUUAGUAGUUCAUUCUGAGGCGCGGUGUCUGCCUAUGGUUUUUGUAAUGAAAAGGAAAUGAGAAAACCAUUAACCUGUGUGCGCAUGUAGAAUUCAGCUCAACGCUCCAUUCAGCCCCAUUUUAAAGAAGUGGUAGAUGCUGCUGAAACAAAUGCAGCCACUUGAGUUCAGAUUUCUGCCUGGGGAAAUGAAAAGUUUUAGGGAGAGAGCGGGGGAUCCUUUACUGGGGGGGGGGGGCUCUCAGUGUGCCAAAGUGUGUGUGAUUUUGCUGAGUGUUCGGGGGGAGUUUUGGUGCUGAAGGUUCGGGGUAAAAACUGUUGAUUUCACUGUAAGAUAAGUUUUAUUCACGAUGAACUGUAUGUGCCAGUCUUAAGACAAGCCAUCUUACAUUCUCUUCACUGAGCCAGUGCCAAUGUAAAAACAUUGAAACUAUUUAUGAAUGUGAAAUUUCUACAUGGAGUCGAGGGUCCAACUAACAUGUGAUGAUGGAGCACUAUAUACUGUACGCACAUUGGUACUUCAGAAGUGAUUCAUAAUGAACUGAUGCACUUUAAAGGCUACAGAAUUGCUGAAGAGCAGCCUGUCACCUUGUUCAGCACAGUUACAGUUUCAUUUGACCAACAAGGGAAUCUGCCAGAAGUGGAAACAAUCUAUUUGAAAAAGGAAUAUUGUAUAAUGGAUGUGAGUGCCUUUGGCCAUUUCCCCCAUUUUGCUAUGCUGUAUUCUUUUUUUUUUUUUUUUUCAAUGACACCACUAAACUCAUGUUGUACAGCUGAGUUUUCUAUUGCAAAACAUUUUUCAUAUCAGAAAUCAAACACUAGAAAUGUUUACCAAGCAAGUCAUUAGUCGAAGUAACACGUAAGAGACCCGAUAAUUUCCAACGUCAGUGUUAGUUAUUAGAAGCAUCCAUGUUCAAUGACAGUAUGAUCAAUAAAAGUUUGUUUUUUUUCCAACAA
Lates calcarifer (barramundi perch) is the source of this 6999-nucleotide messenger RNA. It is a transcript of the gene dpy19l3, whose product is annotated as dpy-19 like C-mannosyltransferase 3. Gene Ontology annotation, molecular function: mannosyltransferase activity. The transcript has 17 exons. Gene Ontology annotation, cellular component: nuclear inner membrane. NCBI's taxonomy places the organism in Eukaryota, Metazoa, Chordata, Actinopteri, Centropomidae. Bases 794 to 3082 code for a protein of 762 amino acids. The record is from RefSeq and is a predicted model, not a curated record.